UGCGAUAUCGACGUCAUCCAGAUUCUCAAACCACAGACCAAAAUCUUGUAGAAGCGGCGCCUACCAGCACCGAAGCUACAAUAGACGCGGAUUACCUUGUUAGAUUGUCCAAGUCGCCUUACAGGUCCAACAUGACGAGCAUCUCCAAAGGCUUGGAAUUCAAUAGAAGCAAUGACGAUUUGAUUAUGCAGUACAGAACAGAUCGCCUUGGUCCGGAGAUGAAUUAUCAAACGGAUUCGGAUAUCGAAGACGAUGAUGACGAAUCGUCGGUAUUGUCGGCCGACGCAUCGGCUACGAGUAGCAGCCUCGAGUCACCAAGUGCGAGUAUCGUGAACGUGAGCGAUGAACAUCACGUACCCCAUCCAGGUCAUGUUCUGGAUAAACGGGCGAUGGCGACCAGCGGACAUCACGGGCAGCGAGCAUGUUUACUCUGGGCAUGCAAAGCUUGUAAAAAGAAAACUAUUACCGUGGACCGGAGAAAGGCCGCUACGCUCAGGGAGAGACGACGUCUACGCAAGGUGAACGAGGCAUUCGAGGUUCUGAAGAGACGAACGAGUGAUAAUCCGAAUCAGCGCUUACCAAAAGUCGAAAUCCUACGUAACGCGAUUGAGUAUAUUGAAAGCCUCGAAGCUCUGCUGCAGGGAAAUAGAGUAUCAGGACCGCAGAAACGAACAUCAAUGGAAAGUAUGAAUGUAGAUUCUACAAAGUACGUAACCGACAGACUACGUCAAUUCUCUGACCCUUUGGCGAGGUUUCAACCUAUUAGUGUUUACGAUCAAAAUACAGAAGGAGCAAAUGAUAAAAAUUCUGGCAGUAGCUUAGACUGCUUAAACUUAAUAGUUCAAAGUAUCAGUGAUGCAACACCAACGAAGACAUCAAUAACGGCAGCUAAUGCGAAGCAGUAUUCCGUCCAAUAUUAGACUAUUUAACUUUUUAUACCGAAGCUACAUAAAAAUAUAUUUUAGAUAAUAGCCAUCUACGAAUCGUUGAUUGAUGUAAUAUAAAUAAGAAAAUGUCUAGGAUAGGCAUACAUUUCGUCUAUUUGCCUAGGAAAUGAGAAUCUUAUGAAUCAAAUUCACGUCAAUUAAAAAUUUUAUUCUGAGCUCUCAAUUCAA
Molecule: messenger RNA, 1115 nt
Organism: Ceratosolen solmsi marchali
Lineage: Eukaryota; Metazoa; Arthropoda; Insecta; Hymenoptera; Agaonidae
Gene: nau
Product: myogenic-determination protein nautilus
Exons: 5
Coding region: 132-920 (262 amino acids)
Biological process (GO): regulation of transcription by RNA polymerase II; positive regulation of myoblast differentiation; muscle organ development
Molecular function (GO): protein dimerization activity; RNA polymerase II cis-regulatory region sequence-specific DNA binding; DNA-binding transcription factor activity, RNA polymerase II-specific
Source: RefSeq, a predicted model, not a curated record